AUGACUUUUAGCAAAAUUAAUGUGAACAUUGAUGCUGUGCACUUGACAGGCUUUCUAGUUGUACCUGUUCUAAUUCUGCUAACUAUUGCGGGAUGUGAUGGAAGUCCACUUCCAAGUAAAUUAGAUGAUGUUGAUAAACAGCCCCUACAAACAUCUAGGCCAUAUAACAUUGCUCAUCGAGGUUCAAAUGGGGAGUUUCCUGAAGAAACUGCUGCUGCAUACAUGAGAGCUAUUGAAGAGGGGGCAGAUUUCAUAGAAACAGACAUUCUUGCCAGUAAAGAUGGAGUGCUGAUAUGCUCUCAUGAUGUAACACUUGAUCUUGAUAAUAGAACAAAUAUUGCAAACUUUAGUCAGUUUGCUGAUCGAAAAAGAACCUAUGAGGUCCAAGGUGUGAACAUGACUAGGUGGUUCGUAGGGAAGUUUCCAAUUAUCACCUUCAAAGAAUACAUAUCAAUCGCACUGGAUGCAAAAAGAGUUGUUGGAAUAUAUCCAGAGAUAAAGAAUCCUGUUUUUAUCAAUAAACAUAUAGUGAUCUUGUAUCUCCCUUAUAUUUCAUCAAAAAACUACAGGUCAAAUGGUCAGAUGGGGAAGAAGUUUGAAGAUAAGUUUGUGGAGACACUGAUGAAAUUUGCAUACAAAGGUUCAUAUAUGUCAAAAGAAUGGCUAAAGCAACCUGCCUUUGUCCAGUCCUUUGCUCCAACUUCACUCACAUAUAUUGCAAACCUCACUGACUUGCCCAAAAUUUUCUUAAUUGAUGAUGUGACGGUACUAACAGAAGAUACCAAUCAGACAUACUAUGAUAUUACUUCAGAUAGCUAUCUUGAUUUCAUGAAGAACUAUGUGGUUGGGAUUGGACCUUGGAAGGAUACAAUUAUUACUACAAAAAACAAUUAUUUGAAUGAAGUUACAGAUCUUGUUGCCAAAGCACAUGCUCGUGGCCUACAGGCGCAUAUAUUUUCUUGGUGCAUGAUGUCUAAGAUUUGUGAGCAUUCACAGUAA
Messenger RNA from Quercus robur (English oak), 999 nucleotides. RefSeq names its product glycerophosphodiester phosphodiesterase GDPD6-like. Lineage: Eukaryota; Viridiplantae; Streptophyta; Magnoliopsida; Fagales; Fagaceae. The record is from RefSeq and is a predicted model, not a curated record. The transcript has 5 exons. Gene Ontology annotation, biological process: lipid metabolic process. Bases 1 to 999 code for a protein of 332 amino acids. Gene Ontology annotation, cellular component: vacuole. Gene Ontology annotation, molecular function: glycerophosphodiester phosphodiesterase activity.